AUGCGUUUUCUUGCGAGAAAGGAGAAAAAGACUGGCGGAUCGAAACGAUGCGGCAGAUUCUACCCGCUGGAUGUAGGGCCAUCGGCUUGUGGGCCUGUUGAAUCUUCCCUGAUCAUGCCAACCACCAUCCGGCCUGCGGACCAGAUCAUGCCAUCCUCUCCACUGUCUUCAAAUGCCACUCCCACCUUACUAGGCCCUUCUACCCGGUCAACUGCUUCCAACCUGGCCUAUCUUCACACGAGCGAUGACUUCGAACUGUGGACUCGGGCUUAUCAGAUCUUGCAAUCCCGAGAGCCUGAGCUGACGGAAGAUUACAUAAAGCACCUGGCCUCACUGCAAAGCAACGGUUCAAGUGACGCCGAUCUCUCAACUUCUCAGUGUGUCGAAACAAUCGUGAAGCAGCUGUUGGAGAAUUGGGAGAAGAAGCAGUGGCGAGUCUCGCUCCUGGGGAAGGAGAUAAAGAUACGACAACAAGCCGAGAGGUUAGUGAAGUUUCUCCUCUGGGCCGAACCGAUAGUCAAGAGUGCUGUCAGCACUCAGCCAUAUGCAGCGCUGGCAUGGUCCGGUGUUUCGUUGCUUCUCCCUCUACUCACGAGCGGCACCACAAAAAAUGAGGCCAUGUUGAAAGACUUCAACUCGAUUGACGAUGUCCAAGUUUACUGGAGAAUCUGUGAAAAGACGUAUCUCCGAAGCUCUCAUCGACACAGGUACCAGGACCUCAUAGAACCCCUGGCCAAGCUAUAUUCGCACAUCGUUGAAUAUCAGGCGCGUGUGAUAUGUCAUCUUUCUAGUGCUCAGCUAUCCCGCGCAUGGCAGAACGUUGCCGGCUGGAACGACUGGGAUGGAAAAGCAGCAGAGAUUGACUACUUGAGCAAAAAGUGCGGUGACUGCAUCACUCCCCUUGAAGCUGAGGAAAUUCGGAAGAAUAGGGACAGUCAAUUGAAAGAAAUGCAAGAGUCGCGGACAAUCCUUGAUGAAAUUCGCACCAUUCUGGAAGUGGAUAGUAAGCAGACGCAGAGGAACUAUGAAGACCAGAAGGAGCGAGUCCUUCUUCAAGAUCUUGCAUCCGACUAUGAAGACUACAAAAACUUCAACCCGCCGAGAGUCCAAGGCACAUGCGAAUGGUUUCUCCGGGACGAAAUAUUCCGUAAAUGGCGAGACAGUGACACCUCCAGUCUCCUCUGGGUCUCUGCUGAUCCAGGAUGUGGAAAGUCAGUCUUAUCACGGGCUUUGAUCGAUGAGCGACGACUAUCCACGAAAGUUACCACAUCGACUGUCUGUUAUUUCUUUUUUAAGGACGGAGACGACGGCCACAUGUACGCCACUGAUGCUCUGUGUGCAAUACUUCACCAGCUUUUCACACAUGAUCUGGAUAAUCGCCUAGUUGAACACGCCCUUCCCAGUCAUAGGAACUAUGGCAAAGGUCUAGCUCAAAACUUCGCCGAGCUGUGGCGGAUCCUCGUUAACUGCGCAGGCUCAUUAGAUGCUGGGGAAAUUGUUUGUGUCCUUGAUGCACUAGAUGAGUGCAAUAUAGAUGGCAGGCGGCAAUUAAUCGACAAGCUAAAGGAAUUUUAUUGCCAGCCCAGGCAUUCAUCAAAGUCGCUCUCAAAGCUGAAGUUCCUGAUCACGAGUCGCCCGUACGACGACCUGGAGGCGUCCUUCAAAAAGUUCUCUGGCAUCACCGCAUAUAUGCGUUUUGACGGCGAUGAAAAGUCUGCUGAGAUUAACAACGAAGUCAAUUUAGUCAUUGAUGCCAAAAUGCAUGAAAUUGCGCGUGAUUUCAAGGAGGACGACCGUCUAACUAUUUCUCAUCGGCUUAAGAGUAUGAACCACCGCACAUAUCUCUGGCUACGCCUCACCUUCGACAUCAUUGAACAGAAUCCGAGUAUAUAUGGCAGGCCUUGUGAUGUGGAAACACUACUCUCUGAUCUGCCCUACGAGGUAUCCGAAGCAUACGAAAAGAUCCUGGGCCGAAGCAGAAAUCAAACCUAUACGGAGGCUCUUCUUCAGAUUGUUCUCGCUGCAGCACGGCCUCUGACUCUUGAUGAAGCCAACAUAGUCUUAACGCUAGCUUUGCAGAAGCGUAGGUUCACUUCCCAUGAUGCCCUGGAGAGGAACUUAUGGCCCCGAAACACCUUUAAAAGCACUGUCAAGAGUUUAUGCGGCCUCUUCCUAAGUAUCUAUGACUCAAAGUUGUCGUUUAUCCAUCACACAGCGCGGGAGUUUCUCAUCCAUCCGAGAAGUGAGGGCAAGUGGAAAGGGCGGCUGAAUAUGUCAAAGUCGCACAGUAAGAUGUCGUCGGUCUGCCUCACAUACCUAUCAUAUCUGGGUGAGCAGAGUCCAAUUGGGGAAAUCAAGGCGAAACAUCCGCUGGCGCAGUACUCUUUCCGGCAUUUGAUGGACCAUGCAAGGUUGGCCGGACCCGUGGAGGAUAUCCAAGAAAACAUCUUCAAUUUCUUCGUCGAGCGAAGGAAAGCGUACGCAGUCUGGGGUAUACUUUUUGACCCGGAUCGGCCUUGGAGUGAAGAACCAAAUUCUGCAGAAGUCAUGGCGGCUCCAUUAUACUACGCAUCCUUAGCAGGUCUCCAACGCACGGUAGAGCUGCUGUUAAAAGAAGGCGCAGAUGUGAACGCUCAGGGGGGCCGUUUUGGCAACGCUGUCCAGGCUGCUUCUUAUCACGGCUACAAGGGGGUCGUGCGCCUGCUAUUAGAGGAGGGCGCCAAUGUCAAUACUCAGGGUGGCGAUUAUGGAAAUUCUCUCUAUGCUGCUGCCCUUCAAGGCCACAAGGGGGUGGUGCAGCUGCUAUUAGAGAAAGGUGCCAAUGUCAAUGCCCAGGGUGGAUUUUUUGGCGAUGCUCUCGGGGCUGCUUCCCUUCAAGGCGACAAGGAAGUUGUGCGUCUGCUAUUAGAGCAAGGUGCCGAUGUCAACUUUCAGGGUGGGCGUUGCGGCAAUGCUCUCCAGGCUGCUUCUUAUCAAGGCGGCAAGGAGGUCGUACAGCUACUAUUACAGCAAGGCGCUGAUGUUAACGUUCAGGGUGGGCGUUAUGGCAAUGCUCUCCAAGCUGCUUCUUAUAAAGGCGACAAGGAGGUCGUACAGCUGCUAUUGCAGCAAGGCGCCGAUGUCAAUGCUCGGGGCGGGCGUUUUGGCAACGCUCUCCAGGCUGCUUCUUUCCAUGGCCGCAAAGAGAUCAUACAGCUGCUGUUAGAACAAGGCGCCAGUGUCAACGCUCAGGGUGGGCGUUUUGGCAACGCUGUUCAGGCCGCAUCCUUCAACGGCCACAUGGAGGUCGUGCGGCUGUUAUUGGAGCAAGGUGCCGAUGUCACCGCUCAGGGUGGGCGUUUUGGCAAUGCUGUCCAGGCUGCUUCCCUUCAAGGCCACAGCGAGAUUGUGCAGCUUCUCUUAGAGAGAGGUGCCAAUGUCAAUGCUCAGGGCGGAUAUUUUAGCAGUGCUCUCCAGGCUGCUUCCGUUCAAGGCGCCAAGGAGGUCGCACAGCUACUGUUAGAUCAAGGUGCCGAUGUCAAUGCUCAGGGCGGAUUUUUUGGCAAUGCUCUCCAGGCUGCUUCUUAUCAAGGCGGCAAGGAGGUCGUACAGCUACUAUUACAGCAAGGCGCUGAUGUUAACGUUCAGGGUGGGCGUUAUGGCAAUGCUCUGCAAGCUGCUUCUUAUAAAGGUGACAGGGAGGUCGUACAGCUGCUAUUGCAGCAAGGAGCCGAUGCCAAUGCUCAGGGAGGGUUUUUUGGCAAUGUUCUCAAGGCUGCCUCCCUUCAAGGCGACAAGGAGGUCGUGCGGCUGCUUUUAGAGCAAGGCGCCGAUGUUACUGCCCAGGUCCGGGAUAAUGGCAAUGCUCCCCAGGCGGUUUCCACAGGACCAGCCCAUGGUGGAGGCAGUAACGGUGGAUAG
This is a messenger RNA of Penicillium daleae, 3900 nucleotides long. RefSeq lists its product as uncharacterized. Gene Ontology annotation, molecular function: protein binding. Lineage: Eukaryota; Fungi; Ascomycota; Eurotiomycetes; Eurotiales; Aspergillaceae. The record is from RefSeq and is a predicted model, not a curated record. The coding region runs from base 1 to 3900 and encodes 1299 amino acids. The transcript has 2 exons.